Polyodon spathula (Mississippi paddlefish) is the source of this 3260-nucleotide messenger RNA. RefSeq names its product tumor necrosis factor receptor superfamily member 6-like. The record is from RefSeq and is a predicted model, not a curated record. Gene Ontology annotation, biological process: TRAIL-activated apoptotic signaling pathway; positive regulation of apoptotic process. Bases 391 to 1725 code for a protein of 444 amino acids. Gene Ontology annotation, molecular function: protein binding. Gene Ontology annotation, cellular component: cell surface; plasma membrane. Lineage: Eukaryota; Metazoa; Chordata; Actinopteri; Acipenseriformes; Polyodontidae. The transcript has 10 exons.
UAAACCAGUUUGCACUGGUAUGGAACAAACCACAGGAAGCCCUGACGGGCCCGCUCUGUGCGCACAUUCCUGGCAGAACAGAGUGAGCUUGGCAGCAAAGCGAUCUUUCCAUUGGGGGUUAUAUUGUUCUGAGGAAUGCCUUGAAGAGAUUUGCAUUUAACUGUUCGAUAUGUACCACAUUAACAGUGCAUUUCACUGCAGGAGAACAGACUCCUACAGUAGAAUGCCUCAACCAGGUUCCAGCUAACUGGAUUCUCAAGCAACCCUCUAGAAUCAAAUACAAACCGGCACUAUAGUCAUGCUACAGUCCUGAAAUAUUCUCUUGUACAAAUCCCUUGGUCUUGACAUUCUUUUAAUACAUGGACUGGGCCCCACCCCUAUUCAUUCUACAUGCAUGACUGGUCGUUGGUCUGCAGUUGCACUUGCAUCCUGAUUGUUAAAAUCUUCAGCAUGUUUUGCUAUUCAGGGAUCAAGAGAUGUUUAGCUCCAUCAUUAUGUAUCCCUAUGAACUCUGAUAAGACCGAUCGCCUUGACAACGAUGCAUCACUGAACGCUGAGAAGAGCAGGACAGCCAGAGAGAUCGUCUGUCCAGGAGGGCAGUAUCCCCACUCCGGGUUCUGCUGCCUUAACUGCCCUGCCGGGACAUAUGUGAAGGAGAAGUGCACAACAGCGGGCUCUAGUAGCCAGUGUGCGGCAUGCACCUUUGGCACAGACUACACGGAGCACGGCAGCGGCUUGGAGCGCUGUCUUCAAUGCACUCGCUGCCGCUCGGAUCAAGAAGAGGCGGUCCCUUGCACUGGGACACAGAACCGCCUUUGCCGGUGCAAGUCUGGCACCCACUACUGCCCCCCUGAGGAGCCCUGUGAGGUGUGCAAACGCUGCUCAAAGUGCCUGGAAGGGACUGUGGUGAGAAGCUGCAAUGCCACUGCAAACGCAGUGUGUGCGCCCAGAGACAGCCCUCCAGCUGGCACAGAAUCAGGUUUUUCCGCAAGUACAAUCACCCUUGCUGUUGUAUUGCCCUUGAUCGUAUUGCCCCUGGCAGUGAUUGGGUUGAUUCUACGGAAGAAACAGCGUUGCGGGCUGAUCAGUGAGCGUCCAAGUGAGCCAAGUGUGAACAUCCUCAUUCCCACGGGCAUUGCAAGCACCUCUUCCCCGGAAGAGAUACAGAACCACAACAACGAGUCUCAGAUCCAGGAGUCUGCCCUCUUGCUGCAGACUGGAGGCCAGGACAACGAUGACUGGGGACUGGGGGACAGUCUGUCCAACACAGCCGCCUCGUCCGAGAACAACUUGAGCAGCAGUCCGUACCGCAGCACCCCUCCCCAGCGAGAGAGCCCUCAGUCUGAGAGAGCCUGUCCCACCAGCGGCGCCACGCUCAAAGACACAAGUGAAUUAUACAGUCUUAUUCCACUGCAGGACAAUGCUCUCUUGGCCUGCCUGGAUGAGUUUUAUAAAGUUCCGUUUAAAUCCCGCAACAGACUCAUGAGGAAAGCAGGACUCCCUAACAACAAGAUUGAAACGGCCAAGCAAAACCACCCCCAUAACGUGGAAGAGCAGUUUCACGAGAUGCUGCUCUCCUGGCACGAGGAGCAAGGACAAGCAGCCGAUAUUAAUACACUGCUGAGGGCUCUGCUGCAUCUGGACCACAGGCUCUCUGUUGAAGAAAUUACAGCAGAAGUUAUAAAAAAUAAAUUUUAUACCAAAUCAUCUUCACACCUGUUAUAGACAAACACCUACUGCUUCUGUAAGACAGAACGGGGGGAAAAAAAAACAAAAAACCAAAACUUAACAAAAAAACAAAUGCUCCAGCCACUAAAGGAACUUCUAAUUCUUCCCUCGCUGUUUAGCUCCAGGGGGUGUGUGGGUGUGAUGCUGUUUUUAAGUUCCGAUACCAGGCAGUGUGGAUUUCCUGCUGUGACCUCCCUGGCGCAUCAGCAUGGCAGCCAUCUGGAAUGGGGUGGCAAGGGGACCGCCCGGCGGAGGGGUGAUCAGGUGGGCACCUCCCGUCUUCGAUGUUCACCUCGGGAAGGCUGGACGGGGAUGCUGGCAUCCCAGCGCCACUCCCUUCUGCCCCCGGGCCCCACUGAGCCCAGUUUACUUACCUGGUCAUCCAUUCCAGGCCAUUGGGCCACGUACUACAUGAAUUGUAUGGCACAUUGCCUUGAUCAAGGUAGACACAAGUGAAAACAGGUAGCUUAUGAAGAAGAAAUUAUAUUUAUUAUUUAUAAUUUGUAUUAUGCGUAUUUAAUUUAUUUAAUGAAUAAAAUAAUUGCACUUAGCAGUAUUUUUUUUUCUUGGUGCCAUUCCUCUCAUUUACAAUUGUAAAUGACUCGCAGCAAAAAACUGUGGUUUUGAAAGCUGGCAAUCGUACACCUGGAAAAACAAGGGAACCCUGCGCAUCACUGUUGCUUCUGAAUACAGAAAAAUGAUUUGAGCAGGUGUGCUGUGCAUAGACAUCGAGUGUGCAAUGACUGGACAGCCAACGCUAAGAAAACUUAGGUGCCUCCAAGUGACACAAUAUUAAAGGGCUCUUUGUGUAAGACACCGCAUCUUCAAAUGUCUUUGUUCAAAUCCACUAACAUAACCAGAAAUAUGGUGUUACUGAACUUAGAUAGUUGCUUUUGCUGUCUUUAGCUUGCUUUGUAGUUCAGCACUUGUAUUAGCAUGCUAUAGAAAGCUGAGCUGUGUUGGUCUUGUGUGAUGCCCUGUGGUUACAGUUUCUCUAGUGAUAUGAUUACUUAUGAUCCCUUACUAGGACCAGUCUAAAUCCUUGCCCCGACCAGUUUUGCAAAACUCAGGAAUCUGAUUAAUCAGAUGCCAUACACUGAAGUGACAUGCUGUACUGUGCAAGGGUCUCUCUUCCCUUGCAAAUGUAAAUUCUGUUUUCCUGCUCUUUGCAUUGGAUCUGGUAUUCUGGUCUUUGCAGAAGUGGCCAGUCUUUUUUUAGAUCAGCUUCCUCUGUACAGUGUUAUUGUCCUCCAGUAAGGGAAUACCUCUAUCCUUUGUGCAUUUUGCAUGUCGCGCUUUGCAGCGAUAGAGCUACAGAGCUCGAGGAUGUACAUUAUGCUGUAUCCUGCUGUCAAUCUGUUGUUACGUGCUGCAAUUUUAUUUUAUACUGAACUCGGUAUGCGUUUUGUACUUUUGUGUAUAUAUUUCUGUAAAAAAAAAUUGUUUGUUAUAAAGAUAGGAAGCUGGCUCUUCAAAGAAAAUGUAUUUCCAUUGUAGAAGUGUAUUUUAACAAUUAAAGCAUUUCCAAACAG